CCUGAACUCAAACCACCUACUAUAUACACACAUACACAUCCCUCAUCCCAACACCACCUAUACCUCCUCCCCCAGACACAUACCCAGAAACUUAUAAUACACACAGAUACUACUAACUACACAAAAGUCACAAAGAAGUCACAUCAGCAAAAAUGCACCUCACCCUAACCACACUAAUAACCAUAACAAUCCUAACCCCCCUAACAACCUGCGUUCCCCUCUCCCCAUCCUCCACCUCCAGCACCCCAUCCACUUCAUCAACCCCCUCAGCCCUCGACACACCAGAAGGCCUCUCCGCCGCGAUCGCCAAAAUCAUCGUCAACGAAACCCUAACGGACUCCAACAACUCCACCUGCCCCCCGUCUCAACGAUCAAAACAAUGUUGUGAAUCUAUCAAUGAUAUCGCCUCGCAAAUUACCCAGCCUCUGGGUAUGUUGAUCCCUUGGAUUGGGGGGAUUGAUGUUAAUUCGGUGUUGGGGUUGGAUUGUACUGGUAUGCAAGACGAUACGCCGAAUGAUCAGUGUAAGCAUCAGGUUAUGUGUUGUGAUGGGCAGCCGAAUUCUGAAGGAUCAUCCCAGCCUGUUUCGUCGGCUUGUAAGCCGUAUGACGAUGCGAUCAAGGAUAAGAAUGAUGCCAUUAAUGAUAGUAAGCAGAGGGAGAGUAUGUUGGUGGCGCAGGCUUCUACUUCUGCUUCUGCUUCGGCGAGUGCGUCUGCAUCUGCAUCUGCUGGUGCUGGUGCUAGCUAGUGCGAAUGGUGAUCAAGUCUCGAGGGAGAGUCGUAUGUUUAAAAGGGUAGGGUUUAGGGAUUCUUAUCUGUGAUUGGUUCUGGU
Messenger RNA from Aspergillus eucalypticola CBS 122712, 830 nucleotides. RefSeq lists its product as uncharacterized. The transcript has 3 exons. Gene Ontology annotation, molecular function: structural constituent of cell wall. NCBI's taxonomy places the organism in Eukaryota, Fungi, Ascomycota, Eurotiomycetes, Eurotiales, Aspergillaceae. The record is from RefSeq and is a predicted model, not a curated record. Gene Ontology annotation, cellular component: fungal-type cell wall. The coding region runs from base 153 to 746 and encodes 197 amino acids.